Messenger RNA from Marchantia polymorpha subsp. ruderalis, 1378 nucleotides. The record is from the annotation of a GenBank genome assembly. NCBI's taxonomy places the organism in Eukaryota, Viridiplantae, Streptophyta, Marchantiopsida, Marchantiales, Marchantiaceae.
UGAUAGCACUAACAGUGAGGCUGGUGAAGGCGCGGAAACAACGGCAGCACCUAGUUCAUCGCAGCAGAACACUAAGGCGCAGCAGAAUGUUCAGACCGCUGUAGGCACCUCUUCUUUGCGCGGACACUAGCCCACAAUUGCGGACAUGCUUCGCCCAAUGGCUCCGGCAAAGCAGGAGAAAGCGCAUGAAAUUCUAUUGAAGUGGCUGAUCAACAAGAAUCUCCCAUUUUUUGUCAUUGAUGACACCUUCUUCCGUCUGUUUGUCGAGAACCUAUCAGCAACGUACAACCCGCCAUCAGCUGAUAUGAUCUCCAACCGCAUCCUCACGGCGUCUUUUGCCAAGCACCUUGAAGCAAAGCUCAAGAAACAUGCCAAGAUUCGGGACCUGACGAUCUGUCUUGAUGGGUGGACAGAUGGGUUUGGCUACUUCAUCUACGGUUUCAUGGCUCUUUGGCAGGAAAUUGAGCAUGUUCUUGAAAUCAAUGACCUGUCCGCCCAAAGGCACAACGCCGAUUUCCGAAAGCAAGAACUCGUCGAGGUACUCAAAUUGAACGGAAUCAACACAAGCUCCGUUAUCGCAUGUGUGACCGACAAUCCAUCAGUGAUGGUGAAAAUGCGAAACGAUCUGAAGGCCGAUUUUCCGAACAUCAUCCCAAUCAGAUGCUGCUUGCAUGCGUUCAACCUUCUGAUCAAGGACAUUACCGCGUUUCCAUCACUGCUAGUCACCUGCAAAUCAAACCAACAGUUGGUGAAUUUUUUCCUGAGUUCGCACAUUUGGCAGAACGUGCUGCAACAAUGCAAUCAACAGGCGUGCAAGGAAAUUUUUGGACCCUGUUUACUUCAUUGCGCGGUUCCUUCUCCCGUCGCACAAGCACCUCGUAGUGUCAAAGAAGGAGCCCUUAAGUACGAGUUCAAGGCCAGAAUUGCCAACAUGAAAGUCCAUAAGGCAGGAGGGCAAGAAAAAGGGCACAACGCACUGACCCCCACUAUUGAGGGCGCAGGCCUCGAUGUCUUUUACCAAGAUUUUGACGAAGACUUGAGGUUGGAGCUCAUGAUGGCUGAAGAACUGGAGCCUUUGCUGCAAGCAAAUGAGAAUGAGCCAGAGGAAGACAGCAUGGAGGAGUACUUUGUCAUCGGUGAUGUUGAGAGAGAUCAAACAGAAAACGAAGGAGAUGAAGUAGAGGAAGAUGCUUAGGAUGGACCCUGGUCAAUAGAUGACAUCCAAGGACAAUAAAGAAAGGAAAGGGUGCAUGGUUUUCCCUACACGCGCAUCAUGUUCAGAUUUUUGCUUCUCACGCAUAUGAGACAUCGCAUGUGGAUUUUUGCUUCUCAUAUGCACUGGAAAUUAGAGGUGUGUUUGUGAUAUGCAUAGAGUAUA